AUGUGUCGAGUGAAGGAAGAUCCUUACGACAAAAUAGUAGACAUGAUCCAACAAGAGGCUGUAAAUAUUUCGGCGUUUCGUCAGUAUCCUCGACUGAUGGAUGCACAAUUCACAGUGCCAACUACAAAUUCUAGUCAAGCCCACAAUGGUAUCAGCGAUGUCCUGUAUAGCUCCUGGUCUGCGUGGAACUCUUGCAGCGUCACCUGUGGAGUGGGAAUUAGCAGCAGGAAGAGAAGCUGUUUAAAAAAUGUAUAUAAUGCCAAAGGCGUAUCUGUCCCGAUCUGCCACGGGGAGUUAGCGGAACAUAAAAUUUGCAAACUACAAGCAUGUCCACCGAAUUCUCAGUCUGGUUUUGAAAAGCAGUGCUCUCAAUAUAAUGAUCGCAUUAUAGCUGGAAAACUGGUAAAAGAAUGGAUCCCAUCCAGGGAAGCAGGUCCUAACCCGUGCGAACUCCGGUGCGAGGCCAAGUCCGAGAAGCUGGUCUACGGCUUCGGAAAGGUGUCCAGUGGCACCCCUUGCCCUCUGGGGGUAUGUCUGGACGGCAGGUGUUUGCAAGUGGGCUGCGACGAACGCUUAGGGUCAGAUGUGAAAUUGGACAUGUGUGGUGUCUGCGGAGGCCGUAAUGCAACCUGUGUUCAUUAUAAGGACUUUUAUCUGAAGCAACCUUCGCAUGAAGGAGGUAAAAGAAAUGCUUACAGUGAAGUCGUUGUGAUUCCAGUUGGAGCUCGAAACAUAAUAGUAAGACAAACCGUGGGCAAGAAUUUCUUAGCACUACAGGACAAAAAUAAUGGCAUAAUAUUCAAUCGAGAUUUACCUACUACUAAGUACGAGGGUCAUUACAGAAUUGCUGGAGCAUCUGUUGAAUUCAAGAAACUGGAUAACACCAGCGAAGUUUUGCUUGUCAAAGGCCCAGUCGCGGAAGACAUGUAUGUGCUGGUUCUUCUCAGAAGUGAAAACCGUGGUAUUCACUACGAAUAUUGGCUUCCUAAGCAAACCUACAAUCAUUUCGGGAGUGAAUAUGCUGUUCCGUUGUCUAACAAAGAACCAUCAAGACCAGUUUCAACAACAACUAUCAAACCAGUUCCAUCCAUAGCAAAGCCAAAUGUGGUAACUCAUACGCACCACCACCCCACUAAGCCAGCAUUCGCAUACGGAUACGGGGAGAAACCCUAUCAGCGGAGGGACGCUCCUAUAUUCCGCCAUAUUCCCACCACUGCCACAACCACAGAAGCAAUAAUGGAUGAUAAAGAUAAUUUCGUGCCAUCGGUUGUACACUCAAAACUUGGAAGAGCCCAUGAGUAUUCCCCAAAUCGAGAAUUCCUUCUUAGGAAAGAGGUGCUGCCAAUGUACCAACCCAAAUACCUUUCAAGACAGCCUGUUGCAGACUACUACCAGACGUAUCGGAAUGCAUCGAUUCCAAAGCCAAUCAAACGAAGUAAUCUCGACGAUGAACUUCCUGUUUUGACUCAGCAAGACUCCAGCAGCCCGGAUGAAAAAGGAAGUUCGGACAACUUGAUUCCAAACGAUUUCUUUGCUGAUCGAAAGUACGAUUCGACCAAAUUCCGAAAGCCUUCCAGAUAUGCCUCAGACAUAGACAAGAAGCUGGAUAAAGCUCUCAGGAAUUAUGUGCCAAACGGUAGGCUGAAGUAUUCCGUUGACUCCAAUGACAAGGAUGAGGUGUAUGUUAAUGCAUCAGGACGGUUUACCCCAACGCCAUUGUCUAUAGCAGUGUUGCCGUUACCUGAUGGAAAAGUGCACAAGACUCAAAAGAGUCGUCCAAGAGAUGGAGACAAACAACAGUUAAAACCUCGGUUGACAAGAGGAGGGUCCUGUGAACCUUGUCCAAGAAAUCGAAAUCAGACGAAACAUUUCUGUGAAAGUGAUUUUGUCAUUCGAGCAGAAAUAAUUGGCUAUGAGUUUCUGCAAGGAGAAACAAGGUAUGAGCUUGAAGUAAAACAAAGUUACAAGAAUACUCUAUCUCUUCUUCCAAAGGAAUUCAUAUGGUCCCCAGACGCAUGCAGGUGUCCAAAGUUACGUCAAGGUAAGGAAUACGUCAUCAUGGGUCGCAUCGACAAUGGCUACCGGAAGAGGGAGAGCAGACUUCUUGUGGACAAGUCUUCCUUCGUUAGGACUUACAAUCUAAAAUACGCAAGACGUCUCCAGAAGUUGAGGAAGGACCGACUAAAGAAAUGCAAAUCAGCUUCUUAGCGCAAGCUGUAAAGAAUUGUUUGUUAUUUAAAUUGCGUUGCUGUGUAAGCAAGUGGUUUUACUUGUUGAUGUAAUUCCUUCAAAAAGCAUUCAACUCAAAUGCACCAAGUCACGUGUCGGCCGUACGCUUGAAGGAAGAAGAUUCGGUAGAUCCUGAGGAUGAAUUGAUGUCGGUGUGCUUCAGUUUUUUAGGGCUU
Messenger RNA from Uloborus diversus, 2405 nucleotides. Its product is annotated as ADAMTS-like protein 5. The transcript has 12 exons. Lineage: Eukaryota; Metazoa; Arthropoda; Arachnida; Araneae; Uloboridae. Bases 1 to 2208 code for a protein of 735 amino acids. Gene Ontology annotation, biological process: extracellular matrix organization. Gene Ontology annotation, molecular function: metalloendopeptidase activity; protein binding. The record is from RefSeq and is a predicted model, not a curated record. Gene Ontology annotation, cellular component: extracellular matrix.